UUGGUCGAAAUUAUGUUGUUUUAUUGUGAUCUUAGCGAGCAAAACAUUUAUAUUCCCCAUUCAAGUAGAACCGUCCCUAUGACAUCAAAGUACCGCGAGAGGGAUUCGAAAGCUGUGCUUCUGACUCGCUCUCGCGGAACUUCAUAAGGAUGAUAUUAAACUGAACACACAUUGCUAUAACCAGACUAUUUCGUUUCAAUAAAUCUCUCACUGCGUAUUAUAUUUAUUUUAUGUGCGUUUAAUUUAUAAACUGUUUGUUAAUAAAGCGGAACUGAAAACAAUGUCGUCACCGCCCAGAUAUGUGAAAGUGAAACCAAAAGUGGCAGUCGACAUGCUAUGGCGCUCUUAAAGGAUUGAUAAAAACAACCUAUGUUUAUUACAUUUAAAGAUGUUGCCCAAGACUCACCCCUUAUCCACUCCUACAUUAAUAGCACUUAUCUAUCUGCUGUGCUGUGAUCUUAUCCUCUGGGUUUGUGUAUGGGCUGUGUUGCUGAGGUUGGAUGGAGAAGGCAGCCUGGAUAUAUGGGACCUGUGGGCUUUCAGGACCAUCAGCUGGGCUCUGCUUUGUGCAGUGAGCACACUAGUUGCUGACAACAGUGUCCAUUCCCUCCUGAAGAGAUGGGUAGCCUUACUGAGCUUCUUACCUGCAGUGUUUGACAGUGUACAGACAAUGCUACCUGGGACUGUAAGAGGUUUUAGCCCUGUUCCUGAUCCUGGUAUGGUGAUCCUGAGCUCUGCCACAUCUACUAUUGUAUAUAUGGUGUUGGAGAUGGCCUUCCCACGUGGUGGAUCAGCUAAGGGUGCCAGAAACCAGAAGAAAGAUGAAGAAGCCAAAGCUCUGCUGAAGAGAGUAAUUUGGUAUUCCAGACCAGACUAUUUUCAUCUAGGGACUGCCUUCCUGUUCCUCAGCCUGGCAGCGUUGUUUGAGACGUUCAUUCCAUACAGCGUUGGGAAAGUUAUUGACUUACUGAGUGGAAAAUACCAACACAAUAACUUCUUGUGGGCUGUUGGACUCAUGGCACUUUGCUCACUAGGAAGUUCUAUGUUCGGUGGUCUGCGUGGGGGGAUGUUCAUGUGUAGCCUCAGCAGACUCAACAAGAGAAUCCGACACAUGCUGUUUCAGAACCUCAUGAAACAGGAGAUAAACUUCUUCGAAGAAAACAAACCAGGAAGUCUCACUUCACGUUUGAUCUCUGACACGGAUAAGAUGGGCCGUUCUGUCGCCAUGAACGUAAACGUGUUACUGCGCAGUCUGGUGAAAACAUGUGGCAUGCUGUACUUUAUGCUGGGCCUGUCCUGGCAGUUAACGCUCCUCACAUGCAUAGAGAUGCCUGUUCUUGCUUUCAUUCAGAAUUCGUACAACAACUUCUCACAGAAAACAUCCAGAGAAAUUCAGGACUGCAAUGCAGAGAUUGCGAAUUUGGCGUCUUCUGUCAUUGGGUCUAUAAAGACGGUACGCAGUUGUAAAGCGGAGGCUCAGGAGCAGAGAAGAUAUGAACAAGCUUUGAACAAUAAGCUCCAGUUGUUGAAACGAAAGGGCAUCUACAGUGCUGUUCACCUUUUAAUACGAAGGUUUAUUACAUUGGGCUUAAGGGUGGCAAUGCUGUUCCAAGGUCGAAAUCUCAUCUCCUCUGGACAGCUAAGCAGUGGCAGCCUUCUUGCGUUCGUCUUGUACCAGAAGGACAUGGUGACUAACAUGAAGCAACUUGUAUAUAUCUAUGGAGACAUGUUGAACACUGUCGGCUCAGCAGUAAAAGUCUUCCAGCUGCUCGAUAGGCAGCCACAGAUGAAAGAGGCAGAAGAUCUGGCGCCCAAGAAACUCACGGGAAGAUUGACUUUUGAGAAUGUCUCCUUUUAUUACAGCGCACGACCUGAUCAUAAAGCCCUUGAGGCUGUGACUUUAGAAUUGAGUCCGGGGAAGGUGACAGCAUUGGUGGGACCUUCUGGUGGUGGGAAGACUUCUUGUGUUUGUUUGCUGCAGCGAUUUUAUGAACCACAGGAGGGUGAGGUGUUGCUGGAUGGAGAACCUAUAUAUCGCUAUCAACACAAUUACUUCCACCAAAAGGUGGCGAUGGUAUCCCAGGAUCCUGUGCUUUUCUCUGGCUCCGUGAGACAUAAUAUUGAGUACGGAUUAGAGGAUUGUUCCUUCGAAAGAGUCAAAGAAGCCGCUCGGAAAGCCAAUGCACACAAGUUCAUAUGCAACCUAGAGCAGGGAUAUGACACGGAUGUUGGUGAAUGUGGUGACCAGCUGUCUGCAGGACAGAAGCAGUGUAUCGCUUUAGCCAGAGCUCUGAUAAGGAAACCGCAGAUUCUGAUCUUAGAUGAGGCAACCAGCCACAUGGACGGCAGCACACAACAAGCAAUUCAAGAUGUGCUCAAUAACAUAACAGAUCAGACAGUAUUGGUGGUAGCUCAUCGAUUGGAGACUGUGGAAAAAGCACACCACAUUAUCUUCAUGGAAGAUGGGAAGGUUGUGGAAAAGGGAACUCACCAGCAGCUAAUGGCCGAUCAGAAUGGAAGAUAUUAUCGACUCAAGGAAAAACUCUUUAAUACUGAGCCACAACCAGCGGAGUGAGACAGAUAUUGAUUAAACUGAUAUCUUUAUUUUUACACGCAUAGUACAUACUAACAGAUUGAGUUAUCUCUCACAUAAAAGCACUACAGGCCUGUGUGUGGAGAUGUUAUACUGAAGUUUAAAACUGUUUCUUGUGUACUAUCUUUUUACAUACUUACUGUAUAGUAUUUUAUUGAUUAUGAAAAGGACACAAUGUUUUGGAGCAAAACAGCAACAGCAUCCACUAUGAUAGUAUAUUACUGUAUAUAUAGUACUUUGAAUUAUACAAUACAACUAUUGUAGUGUAUAAUUAAUUCAAAUAAUGACAAGUGGGUUUGCCCUCAGGUCCAGAAAAAUGCGAAACAGUAUCUCAGAGCUUUUGUUCGAUUCUGUGGAUCCACCAAGAGCAGCUUGAUUGUAAGCAUCCUGAAGGUCUUUAUAAAGCGACUGAUAAAAGAAAAAGACAGUUGAGUGUUGUAUUUGAUAUAUGUAAAUGUGUAAAAUAAUAUUUUUAUGCAAGAUCUGGUAAUGUACCAACAAGCCAAGUAAUAAAAAAUAAAGUGUGAUCAGAUCUACCUCAA
Misgurnus anguillicaudatus (oriental weatherfish) is the source of this 3135-nucleotide messenger RNA. RefSeq names its product transporter associated with antigen processing, subunit type t, teleost specific (gene tap2t). Gene Ontology annotation, biological process: transmembrane transport. The record is from RefSeq and is a predicted model, not a curated record. NCBI's taxonomy places the organism in Eukaryota, Metazoa, Chordata, Actinopteri, Cypriniformes, Cobitidae. Gene Ontology annotation, molecular function: ABC-type oligopeptide transporter activity; ATP hydrolysis activity; ATP binding. Gene Ontology annotation, cellular component: membrane.